AUGUCGUAUCACUCUGAACAGUUCUUGGGUCAGUCCAACACACACUAUCCUCAGAUGGUUCAAGGAAGUUUCGUCGCCCAGCAUCCGGGCCCCCUUUCUUCCAAUCCGCCUUUCGGAACCGCUUCUUUCCACCACAGGCCUGGUCAGCCUCCACACACUUCUGGCUGGAACAAUCUCGAGUCUUCUAUGCAGGCGAACCUCAACUCGGACUCAUGGAUGCCCUCGGCUCACCAGUUCCUCAACAAUACCCUCCAGGCUAGUGGGUUUGGUGAUGUGCAAGCUGGUACGGAAACAAUGGGCAAGCUCUCCCAUGAUGAUGGAACUGUAUCUAGUAUCCUCGAGCCACCCGUUGCACCCCCAAAUAGUCCUGCGCAGGCCAAUGGCAAUGGAGUUGUCAACGGACCUGCCCCGGCUCCCAUCAGCAACACUCAGUAUUUUGUUGCCAAUGGCUCUUCACAGGCAGUGCCAAGCGGAUUCCCUCAAGGAAUCGCUAUCGUUUCGAACGGUAAUUCUCAAGGCCUUGGGAGCUCGGGCAUUGCUAACCGACUCCCCCACGGAGCUCAGCUUUAUCCCAGUCGACCCGUCCAGAACACUAGUUCUCAAUGUGUUGAACCGACUGGCCUAAUGUCGCCUCCCCACGGUCACAGUUCGACACUCCAGCCCGGAAGCCAACAUUCUGCUCGUCCCCAGGCUGCCACUGGCGCUCAGCAGUUCUACACUCCUGUUCCGCCCUCCCAAAACCCAAAUGUUUCUGGCCUGCCUCAGAGUGUCUCUUUUCACUCUGGCCUCUCCCUGAUGAGUCCCAUUAACACUCCUCACCAUCUAAGCGGCGAACGCAUGAAUGGUUCGAUCUCUACCCCCACUUCGGGUCCCAAUCACCAUCUCACUGAACCGCGUAACUACGCGCCUCGAACAUCUGGACAACCAGUUGAUAGUCUGCCUCCUCCGCGAUUCAACUUGGAUUUGCAGACCAUCCCCGGCGCUCACCAUGUCUCACCUCGAGACCCGUUUGGAAGCCCUGAGCGUGUUGAGCCGAGUGCCUUGAUUCCAUUCCCAAACCUGCCUCCCCCUGCUGUCCAGCAAGCCAUGCUCACCGGUGCGAUCUCAGCGCCAUUGACCGGCAACAAAUCUCACACGCUAUGUGAGCUGACAGGCACCUAUUCAGGUCUACCCACUCUGGAAACUGCUAUGAGCCCUGACUUUUUCCCAUUCAUGAGCGGCCCAGGAUCUACCAAGCCAUCUACUGCUGGCGUUGUUCGCCUCAAGAAUAUACCGUUUUCUACCAAACGUUCCGAAGUUGUUGCCUUCAUUGGCCGCAAUAGCCGCAUGCUGAACGAUGGUGACGAGCCCAUCCACAUCAUCAUGGACCGGGCCACGUCCAAGACCAUGGAUGCCUUUGUGGAAUUUGUGACAAUGGAGGAUGCUAUGCGUUGUGCCGAGAAGCACCACCAGUAUACUCAGGUUGGCCGUAUCAGCCGUUUGGGUGAACGACCUGUCGAGGUUGAGUUGUCGAGCCAAGCUGCUCUUAUGCAGGAGCUCUUCCCUCUUGCUCGUGGCGUUUUCUGGGAUGGCGCCAACCCUCAGGUCCUCCCCACCAACAACAACGAGCCUUGGGUUAACUUCAAGGGCUUCAUCUCUCCUGAGGAGAUGGUGAUGCUUGUCAAACAUGUAGAAGUUCCCCAUCGAUCGCCUUUCUCCAAGGAGUGUCCCCAACGCCCCUAUGAGUGCCUCAUCAGCACGCUGCGCAAGUUUCCUUGGUAUUCUUCGGACCACGUCACGAUUGCUCAGCGUGGUGCUAUGUAUAAGGCUACUACCAAGCUUAUUCGAUUGCUCAGCCGAUCCGUUUCACAGCAGGAUGACCCCGUCAACCUUAAUACUCAGCUGUUUCAGCGUGUAGUGCGAACUGCAAUGGAUUGCAAGGGUUUUACGAUCCUUCAGAAAGACAACAUUGCAUUCAUGGUCCAGAUGGACCCUACGGAGCAGCAGCGUCGUCACGGUCAGCCUGCAAAUGCCAACUCCUGGGUUCACCAGUAUGCCAUCGCAAGCAAACCAGAUACACCUCUCGAUCUUGUUGACUGGUACAUUCGCCUGAUUCGUGAGCAGACUACUCGUGACAUCCUUGUCCGUCCCAUCCACGAACGUACCUCGAUCCAAGAGACGCUUAAGGAUACCGAUGACUAUUGGGGCUACUUCUACUAUGAGAUUAGCUAUGUCCAGGGGCCUCAGUUCGACGAAAUGUCUUUGGGCCACUGCGCCUACCUCGAGCUUUCUGCCAUCGAGCGAAUUCUGGGCCGUGCUCUCGGUUACAACUAA
Molecule: messenger RNA, 2313 nt
Organism: Fusarium coffeatum
Lineage: Eukaryota; Fungi; Ascomycota; Sordariomycetes; Hypocreales; Nectriaceae
Exons: 4
Coding region: 1-2313 (770 amino acids)
Molecular function (GO): nucleic acid binding
Source: RefSeq, a predicted model, not a curated record